Molecule: messenger RNA, 1296 nt
Organism: Ichthyophthirius multifiliis
Lineage: Eukaryota; Ciliophora; Oligohymenophorea; Hymenostomatida
Product: small-conductance calcium-activated potassium channel protein, putative
Exons: 4
Biological process (GO): potassium ion transport
Cellular component (GO): plasma membrane
Molecular function (GO): calmodulin binding; small conductance calcium-activated potassium channel activity
Source: RefSeq, a predicted model, not a curated record
AUGAAAGUAAAUGAAUAACAAACCGAAAAUUCAUUUUAAAAAAAACAAUAAUAAAUAAAUAACGAGUAAGAUAAGCCUCAUAUUAACACCAUAAACAAUCAAAAGAAAAGUUUUAUAUCUAAUAAUGGUAAUUAAAAGUAACCUCAUGCCCCCACAAUCCUCCAAGCAUCCAAAAACGGUAAAAUAAAAGAGUAAAUACUAGAAACCGAAAACAACUAAAUGUUAAAUACCCUUACACAUUAAGAAAAAGAAACUUUUAAGACUAUAAUAGAAGAUAAUGACGAUGGUUUUGAUAAAAGUACAGGUUUUGAAGAUGGUAGAAAGACUAAAUCAUAUUUCGGUAGGUAUUUACUUAUAGACUAAGCCGUUUCUUCUUUUUCUUUUCUAUCAGUUAUUAUUACUGUUAUUAAUUAUGAACUAGAAUAUAAUGAAACAAAGGAAACAAUAGCCAUAUCUAUGCUUUGGGCUACUACAGUAUUAACAAUAGGCAUGUUAGUUUUAACAUUUGUGAGAUAUUAAGCUAAAUUAACAUGGUUAAAAACAAGAAAAGUAAUAUCAGAAAAAUAAAAUAUAAUAACAUCGGGUUUUAUUUUACCUUUAACAAUUGAAUUAAUAUUAAAUGCUGUACACCCAAUGCCUUGGACUUGGAAUAUAAGGAUAUAUUUUGUAAAUGAGCCUAGUGGAAAUUAAAUAUUUUAUUAUCAUGUAAAUGAAAUACUAACCUUAAUUAUGCUUCUUCGUGUCAUAUUAAUAAUAAGGACAUUACUAAUGAUGUCUGAAUGGUAUAAUAAUCGUACAUAAAGAGUAUGUAAUAUGUAUGCAUGCGAAGCUGACUAUUUGUUUGUAAUCAAAUGCAUAAUGAAGACAUAUCCUUAUUUUUUAAUCAUAUCAGCAAUGGCUAUAUCUAUAUUUGUAUUUGCUUUUGCUAUAAAAAUAUGCGAAUCACCUAUUGUAAGAGAUACAGAACCCAAAAUAUUCUAUAAUUUUUUAAGUAGUAUGUGGAAUAUAAUUGUGACAAUGACAACUGUUGGAUAUGGCGAUAUGUCAGCAAAAACUCAUUUGGGAAGAUUUGUAAUAUUCUUUGUAUGUAUAUGGGGUGUUUUUAUAGUUUCUAUGAUGGUUAUUACACUUAAUAAUACAUUAUAAACAACUACUUUAGAAAAUAAAGCAAUAGCAGUCCUAGAUAGACUAUAAUUAAAAGGAGAAAUGAGAGAAAGUGCAGGAAUGGUACUUACUUUAUUAGCAAGAAUAGAACCAUAAGUUAAUGAAGAUUAUAAUAAUAUAUUUCUUACUUGA